Molecule: messenger RNA, 1343 nt
Organism: Zootermopsis nevadensis
Lineage: Eukaryota; Metazoa; Arthropoda; Insecta; Blattodea; Termopsidae
Gene: ix
Product: mediator complex subunit intersex
Biological process (GO): regulation of transcription by RNA polymerase II
Cellular component (GO): mediator complex
Molecular function (GO): transcription coregulator activity; transcription factor binding
Source: RefSeq, a predicted model, not a curated record
UACACUCGGUUGGUAACAGUGUGCCAACAUAAUGGUGGAUAUUGUAUUUGUGUUUAGUAAUAUAUGUAAAUUAUUGCUGCUUUAAUUUCACUUGGUAGUGCUAUUUAUGUUCUGGAUGUGCCAUAUAUUCUUAUUUACUUAAGUGGAUAUGGUGUUAAUCAGAUAAGGUUCGGAUAAUAAUGAAUAUACCCCCAAUGCAACAGCAGGGACCAGGGGUUAUACCCCAGGUCCCUCAACAACCAGGGCCUGGCACACCCCAACAAGCUCAGCAAAUGCAGCCACAAAUUCAACAAGCUCAAGAAAAAUUUGACAAUAUUUCUAAAGUAAAGUCACUCAUAGCUCCUCUUAGAGAAUCACUUGCAUUGACCUUGAAAACAGCAGCACAGACACUUCACCAAAAUAGUUUGGUUGAUGUUGGAUCUUUGAAAGGUGUAGAUGUUCCUGUACCACGCUUUGAUAGAAACAUGGAAGAAUUUUACUCAAUAUGUGAUCAGAUUGAAUUACAUUUGAAAACAUCAAUAGAAUGCUUGGCACAGGGCGCAGCAAGCCAGCGAUAUCUGUCGUUGCCUGUUGCCCUGACUCGGACUGAUCCCUUACCCAACCAAGAAGGAGCAGCACUGACAUACCCUCAGUAUCUGGCCACGGUUCGAUCUCAGGUUGGCUUCGCCAAGGAAGUUCAUGACAUGUUAAUGGGAGCUGCACAGAAUGUUUCUUCGGGGGAGUAACAGUUCAGUGCUGAGUGGGAUAAAGCUGUACAUCAAAACUGGAUUUUAUCAUUUUAAUGUUACAGAGCGUGUGUUGUCACUUUCAACUCUGUGGUGAGUUUUACCUAGAGAAAAGUGAACUUUGCCUGGUGUGUCUGGUAACAGAUUGCCUUUCCAUUAAUUUGAAUUAGAAUUUUGAUGUUCACUGUUCAAUAGUUCUGAAAUACAGCACAGAAAAAUUUAAUUUGAAGGCAUCAUUAAUAGUGUUAAAUUUACGAUUAAUAACAUAUUGGAGUUGUUAUUAAGUGGGCAUUCUUUUGGCUAAAAAACUGAUAGCCAACUAUUAUUAAAGUGUUAUGUCUCAGGUUUUUUAUUGGGGUCAUCUUAUAUCUAUUAUCACCCUGUAAUCAGACAAGUGUGGUGAUUAAUGAUGAAUCAGAGAUAAGAAAGAAGAGAAAAGGGUGUCACAGAUAAAAGGACAUGGUAUUAGAGCAAUGACAUUCAGCCACAAUGUAGUGCAGCCUCGUACUAGAAUUACUGUACUAUUUACUUUGUUUUUAAGAAAUAAAGUAACUUGUUCUUUACUCAUUAAUGUAACUGAAUAAAUAAAUAAAUAAAGCAUACAUAUUCCAUAUUUAA